This is a messenger RNA of Babjeviella inositovora NRRL Y-12698, 1164 nucleotides long. RefSeq names its product BAR and SH3 domains-containing protein. Gene Ontology annotation, cellular component: actin cortical patch; medial cortex; Rvs161p-Rvs167p complex. Gene Ontology annotation, biological process: actin cortical patch localization; endocytosis; plasma membrane tubulation. The transcript is spliced from 2 exons. The record is from RefSeq and is a predicted model, not a curated record. Lineage: Eukaryota; Fungi; Ascomycota; Pichiomycetes; Serinales. Bases 1 to 1164 code for a protein of 387 amino acids. Gene Ontology annotation, molecular function: protein binding; lipid binding.
AUGAUUAACAAGAUAAGCCUUCCACCUAUCCGGCCGGAGAGCCUUAACUUCAAGUGGGCAGACGUCAAGCGGACAGUGGUGAGGGCCCCGCAGAUUGUCAGACACCGUGCGAAUGUGGGGAUCCACACGGUCGACGAUGACUACGACUACUAUCAGGCGCAGUUGACUGAGCUCGAGCGGAGAUUGGUGUGCUUGGAGAAAACCACCCUUAAGUACAGCGAGAGCAUCCAAGCUCUCCUGACAUCCUCUGUUGCCAUCGGUCAGCAGUUUAAGCAGGUGUUUAGUUCAGACUUGGGCCGUGUUUCGGAGGCGCACCCAAGAUCUCCAAUACCGGACGAGCUGUACCAGUUAUUCGCGUCGGCUGACAGGUAUAUAGACGGGGUAAGCCACAUGGAACCGAAGCUCGCUCAGGAGCUUGAAGCAUGGGUCGGACAGGUACAGUUGUCUAUCCAGAAGUGUCUUGCGUUGAUAAAGCCCAUCAAGAAAUACACCCAGGCGAGGAACAAUUUCUUGGUGGAUUUGGACCGCUACACCAACUACCACGAAUCGGUGAAGAAAAAAAAGGAGUUAAGCACCAAACAGCACCAGUCCAUGAUCAGUAACGAGCGCAAAAUGGAGGUUUCCCAGAGCAAGUACGAAAACGUGAAUAACAUGUUGAAGAAGGAAUUACCCAUUUUUUUUGAGCUUGUGAAGCAAUUCAUUGCGCCCAUCUUUACCGUGACGUACUUUCUCCAGUUGACAAUCGUUUACCAGAUUAACACCAACCUCCACUCGAUUAAGGACGAUUUCAACAUUGACAUGGAAGAGCUACUAGGCGAUGAAAGUUAUGCGAAUUUGGUCAUGUACCAUGAAUUCAAGUAUGCUGGAGCCAAUGAUAUUAUCAAAAACCUUUCAAUUGUGAACUUUCACGAAACAUUUUUGAACGAUUUAGCGGGUAUCAGUCCUCGUAGUCCUUUUUGUGGUAUGCCAGUAAAAGCUGAAUCGCCAGCCAGUCUGGAAGAGUAUUGUGUGGCUGUUUACUCCUUCAGGGCAAUAGAGCCAAGCGACAUCUCUCUUAAGGUGGGUGAUGUGAUAAAAAUUUUGGACAGGUCGGGGGAAUGGUGGACUGGUGAACUUCAGGGCCAGCGAGGGAGUUUUCCCGGUAACUACGUAAAGCUGAUGUAG